This is a messenger RNA of Exophiala oligosperma, 2059 nucleotides long. RefSeq lists its product as hypothetical. NCBI's taxonomy places the organism in Eukaryota, Fungi, Ascomycota, Eurotiomycetes, Chaetothyriales, Herpotrichiellaceae. Gene Ontology annotation, molecular function: flavin adenine dinucleotide binding; oxidoreductase activity, acting on the CH-CH group of donors. Bases 784 to 1980 code for a protein of 398 amino acids. The transcript is spliced from 2 exons. The record is from RefSeq and is a predicted model, not a curated record.
GAUUGGGAGAAUUUCAACCCUCUACCAAUGAUUCAGUAACUUGAUUGUUGCAACCGUUUUAUUUUGGAAUUGUAUAUGUAUGUCUAUAUCUACCUCGUCGCCCUCGGUCGAAGUUUGUUGGCUGUUUCGUGGCUAAAGAAGUUGUAAAUUACACAAAACUAGGAGUAGUUCGCCUCACGACAGCCUCGGACAAGAGCCCAACUUGACUUAAUGUGGGAUUCUCUUCAGCCUCAUUAACCUCAGUUGGGCCCCUUACCGAGGUAUUGGGGUUUGGUUCAGGUACUCCGGAUAUUGUCAGUCUCUUCUUCCCCGCAAAUCAACAACUUCAUUUAUUGCAACCGAGGGAGGUUCUGUUUGUACAGUAUAUCCAUCCUUAUCAUUCAGUCAGGCCUUAUUGUCAACCUUCCCUUCUGUUCACCGUUCGGAAUCUUGAGAAUUGUAUCCCACAGAUUGCCCAAGACGAGAAACAGAGCAAACAGACAAAAAAUGGCGCCGACGGCAUCAGAAUCCAUCCCUCCCAUCGCCCAACCGUUCGUGUCUGAUCGCGCCCGGAAAUUGUUGGACAUUGUCGAGAAGUUCGUCGACGAAGAAUGUAUACCGGCCGACGCCGUCUAUCAGGCUCAGAUCGGCCUCGGAGAGGCAAGAUGGCAGGGACAUCCUAGUGUGGUGAGUCUUUUUUCCUUUCUUUUUUUUGUGUUUGGCAAUGCCGCAAAGUGUUUUGAAGGCUGUCACUCCUUUUCCCCCCCCCCGGAGAUGCUGACCUUGAGGUGUUUUUAUUUCUAGAUGGACGAUCUCAAACGCAAAGCCAGAAGUUUGGGGAUAUGGAACAUGUUUUUACCAAAGAAUCACUUCAAGGACGGACCACAAUUCACAAACGUCGAAUACGGACUCAUGGCCGAACAAUUGGGUAAAAGUAUCACUGCCAGUGAGGCGUGUAACUGUGCGGCCCCGGACACCGGCAACAUGGAAGUCAUCGCGAGGUACGGCAACCCUGCACAAAAGGAAAAGUGGCUCAAACCUUUGAUGGCCGGCGAGAUCCGGUCGGCCUUCUUGAUGACCGAACCUGACAUUGCCUCCUCCGACGGGUCCAACAUCCAACUCCGGAUGGAACGAAAGGGCGACCACUACCUCCUCAACGGCAGCAAGUGGUGGUCCUCGGGCGCGGGGGACGACCGCUGCAAGAUCUUCAUCACCAUGGGUAAGACCGACCCGAACCACCCCGACAAGUACCAACGCCAGUCGAUGAUGUUGGUCCCCGCCGACACUCCCGGGAUCAAGGUCCACCGCAUGCUGAGCGUGUACGGCUACGACGACGCCCCCCACGGCCACGGCCACGUCACCUUCACCGACGUCCGUGUCCCACUCGACGCCAUGAUCCUGGGUGAAGGUCGGGGGAACGAAAUCAUGCAGGGCCGUUUGGGCCCGGGUCGUAUCCACCACGCCAUGAGAGGCAUCGGUGCGUCGGAAAAGGCUCUGGAGUGGUUGAUCAAUCGACUCAACGACGAACGAAAGAUCCCGUUCGGGAAACGCCUGUCCGAACACGGUGUCCUGCUGGAGUGGGUGGCCAAGGCCAGGAUCGAGAUCGACGCCUGUCGUUUGAUCGUCCUCAACGCGGCCAUCAAGACCGACCAGAGGGACGCCAAGUUCGCCCUCAAGGAGAUCGCCGAGGCCAAAGUCAAGGUCCCCCAGGUGGCCCUCGAGGUCAUCGACAGGGCCGUCCAGGCUUACGGCGCCAUGGGGGUCUGUCAGGACACACCCCUGGCCUACAUGUGGGCACACCUGCGGACGCUCAGGAUCGCGGACGGCCCCGACGAGGUUCACCUGCAACAACUCGGAAAGAGGGAAAACAGGACCCGAAAGGACGACAUCAAAGUCAAACUGGCGAGGCAGGCGGCCAGGUCGGACGAGUUGUUCAGGACGAUGGGAGUCCAAAAGGUCGCCUUGGGGGCGCAAAAGUUUGAGACCAAGAGUAAAUUGUAAGUAGUUGGUAGUCAAAACCAGAACAGAACAGAGAACUAGCCAAAUAUACCAAAGAAAACCCGAAAAUGUCAUGAAAAAA